Messenger RNA from Exophiala xenobiotica, 726 nucleotides. RefSeq lists its product as uncharacterized. Bases 1 to 726 code for a protein of 241 amino acids. NCBI's taxonomy places the organism in Eukaryota, Fungi, Ascomycota, Eurotiomycetes, Chaetothyriales, Herpotrichiellaceae. The transcript is spliced from 2 exons. Gene Ontology annotation, molecular function: protein binding. The record is from RefSeq and is a predicted model, not a curated record.
AUGGCUCGAUUCUAUCAUCCAUCAGUCCAUCACCUGAGAUCCAGACUUGUACACUACACCGCCAAAGCUCCUUGCUACAAACGACGAAACAUGUCUUUCAAAGUUCCCUCUUCUAUCCUCACCACAGCCCGUCGCCGCGCUAGGAAGUGUCAGUACCGCCGAAAGAACGCAGCAGCCUAUGACGCGGCCAAGCCGACGAUCAUGCAGUUACCUAAUGAGGUGCUGUUCAUGGUAUUCGAGCUGCUCGAUGUGCCCUCGCGCGUCUGCCUUGGCCUCACAAGCAAGGUGUUCGCCCAGAUGACCAGAUGCGUCGAUACAGCCUGCAACGACCAACCCUCUGUGGUGAAGUUCCACCAAAAGUGCACUGUGCUUCCGUGUACCUACACUCACCACAUCUCCGACAGAAGAAUCAUGCUCUUGCAGCUAAAAUCUUGGAUGCCGUACGGCUAUCGUCUCUGCUGGGUCUGCCUCAAAUACACCAAAGUCGGUUGCUCGGAAUGGCACUGCACCACUCAGGUGAAGUUCAAUGGCCACGACGGUCUGAACGUCCAUGCCAUUCAACAAGCCGGCAUGGACAAACUGUACGCUCAUUGGAAAUGCAUUCGAUCCGGCCACGCUCUCGCUAAAUGGUCCCGGAUCACUCCAGGAGCAUCCGGCGGCUUCACUCGGCUCAGAGGCAGUGACAGUCCUCCGACAGAUGGCUAUGUCUAUGAUGCGGGCCACUAA